GUUCGAUGAGCGUCCUCGACCUUUCUAGCGCCAUUACCCAGCACACAACCGACUUGGUUUCGGGAAGCUGGAUAAAUGGAGACCGUAACGCAGCGGUGGGCACCAAUUUCAUGUAUUUUCUCCCUGUUCGCGCAUUAGCGGCAAAGCUAACCUGUGGAUUGUUAGAGCGUUAAUGAAGCUCAACCAGCCCAGCCUCUUUACAGUUGGCCCGAUGCCGGUUCCAGACCCGAACAAUGUUGGGCUUGCUGAUACUAUCCGACCCAUCAUCAAAU
Messenger RNA from Canariomyces notabilis, 272 nucleotides. RefSeq lists its product as uncharacterized. The record is from RefSeq and is a predicted model, not a curated record. NCBI's taxonomy places the organism in Eukaryota, Fungi, Ascomycota, Sordariomycetes, Sordariales, Chaetomiaceae. The transcript has a single exon. The coding region runs from base 6 to 173 and encodes 55 amino acids.